Molecule: messenger RNA, 2876 nt
Organism: Leguminivora glycinivorella
Lineage: Eukaryota; Metazoa; Arthropoda; Insecta; Lepidoptera; Tortricidae
Product: N-acetylneuraminate 9-O-acetyltransferase
Source: RefSeq, a predicted model, not a curated record
UUGAUAUUUGUUUUAGGUUUUUGAGUAUUUUCCAUCUUCUUUGAAUAUAUUUUAUCAGAAAAUGACAAUUAAAUGUAUUAUUUAUUCGCUGAAAUUAAUUACGAUGUGUGUUACAAUUGUCGUGUGAAGCUUUGAUCUUUCUAUAGACACUGCAGUGUACUCUCAACGUAAAAUCCUAUGCUCAUCGGCUUGCAACAAGUUUUCAGUGUAUUAUUUGAUAAUAAAAGACACCGUGAUGGUUUAUCAUUCAAAGAAAUCUUCUGCCGAAUGGUUUAUUGAUCAACUGAACGUGAGCAAUGCGAAGCUAUUGGCGUUUGUGUUAGUGUUAGGGUUUAUCGGCUACCACGGCAUUUUACAUUUACGAUAUGGGCCAGACUCAUGCACCUGGCUGCUAUCCUCAGGCCGAUAUAAAGGUGACCAUGAAUGGCAGCCUUACGGUUGCAUGUUACAUCGCUACUCUAAAAUAGAUGCAAGAAGAUGUCUCCGCUACCUGGCUUUCUGGGGCAAAUACAACAGUUUUGCGUUCAUCGGAGACUCCCGGAUAGCACAGCUCUAUGAGCAUUUCAUAGGCGUUUUAAAAACUCGUCUGGAGCCAGACCCGUCAUACUCACUAGAGCAUCAUUCGCCGAACAAUACUUACACAGACGACAAGCUGCGUUUGUCGGUACGUUUAGUAUGGAGUCACGAUGUUUCGAGGACUAUGGUUGAACAGUUUCGAGCCUGGGAGCGUGAGGACGAACCCCCCUCAGUAAUAGUGGCCGGCACUGGCCUCCAACUUCUCCUAACCAGAAACGCCACAACCGCCGUCAUAGAGGAAUACAAACGCAACCUUACGCUCUUGGUGCAAGCUAUAGACUCGCUUGCACAUAAGAACACUAAGGUCCUUUGGAAGUUGAUCGAGUCAGUCGACAGUUCGAAGCUCAAGAAUGAGUUUAAGAAGAUCAGUAAUAGUGAUAUUGAUGAGUACAACAGGGCUGCUAUUGAGAUCUUAACCCACAGCGCGGCGCGCAUCUGGAGCUCCCCGCGCCUAGUCGCGCUCGGCGCCACGUCCAGCGACGGCUGGGCGCUGAGCACGAGAGCCCUGCGCCACGACGCGCAGAUAUUGUUCAACAUGUUCUGUAAUGACCACAUGAACUUCAACGAUGGCUCCUGCUGUGCCAUGCCGGAGCCACACACGCAACUACAGUUGCUCACUUUUGCCAUGUUUCUUGUGUGCGGCGUCCUAGCCGGUAUAAAAGCAACUUGGCGCUGGUCUCAAACCCUGCAACAGCGGCUCGGCGGCUACUCACUAGUCUGCCCGCCCCCCACCACGCCCUCCCCUCUAACCGCGCUCGCCAAACUGGGCAUGAUUAUGGCGUACUUCUAUCUGUGUGAUAGAACCAACUUCUUUAUGAAAGAGAAUAAAUAUUAUUCGGAGUGGAGCUUCUGGUUGCCGGUCGGAUAUGUGUUCGCGCUUGGGCUGUUUUUUACUGAUGAUUCCAUAUCUACGAGGGUCCUACACAGAGAGCAGACCAACGAAUGGAAGGGCUGGAUGCAACUAGUGAUCCUUGUGUACCAGGUUACAGGAGCGAGCAAAGUACUGCCUAUCUACAUGUUGGUGCGGGCACUAGUUUCUGCGUACUUGUUCCUUACAGGCUACGGCCAUUUCACGUACACAUGGAAGACAGGCGACACGAGCCUCGUGCGAUAUUUCCGCGUGAUCUUCCGGCUGAACUUCCUGACUGUGGUCCUUUGCCUGACGAUGAACAGGCCUUACCAGUUCUACAGCUUCAUACCGCUCGUCUCCUUCUGGUAUACUUUGAUGUUCGUGAUCUUCGCCCUCCCCCCCGACAUCGCCCCCUCCUCAACCCACACCGUGGAGACAAAACCCUACCAGUACCUCUACAUAGCGCUCAAGGUCAUUGGCCUCCUGAGCAUAGUGACUGUUCUAUACAUGAGCGAGUUCUUCUUCCAAAAGAUAUUUGUGACGAGACCUUGGAAAGCGCUGUUUGUGAACUCUGAUGAUGAUAUACAUCAGUGGUGGCUACGGUGGAAGCAGGAUAGAUACUCCAUGACGUAUGGCAUAAUCUUCGCCGUGGCGUAUCUGGUGGCGCAGCGGUACAACCUACUCGAUGACAACAACCACAGCAACUUGUUCACUCCGGGUGUCUCAUUGACAGCGACCCUGCUAGCCUUCAUCGGCAUCGGCAGCUACGUAACCUACACCUUCUUCUGCACCAACAUUUUCGACUGCAACGAGAUCCAUUCCUACGUCGCUUUCCUCCCUAUAGUCUCCUACAUUCUUCUAAGAAACGUCUCCGGCGCCCUACGGACCCGGCACUCCAGUCUCUUCGCCUGGUUUGGAACGAUAACUCUAGAACUAUUCGCUAGUCAAUCCCACAUAUGGCUAGCUGCUGACACUCAUGGUGUCCUGGUACUAGUUCCCAGCGCACUUUUAAAUCUAAUCAUAACUUCGUAUAUUUUCAUUUGCGCGGCGCAUGAGAUACAUAGACUGACUGGGAUUAUUCUGCCGUAUGCUGUCCCGGAUGAUUGGAAACUUGUUUUAAGGAAUUUUGCUAUAUUUCUAGCGAUUCUAGUCCCUAUAGGUAUACAUGAUGGUAUGUUUUAGAUUAUAAUAUAGAAAUGAUGGGUGGAUCGACUAUUUUUUUGUUAUUCUGUCACGUUGUCUGUACAAGUACUUAAAAUACAAUAUUGUAUAUUAAGUACGAAAUAAAGCAUCAGAUCAUUAUAACGAAAACAUGGGCAGUAGUUAAUUUUAAAUUCAAUUUACAUGUCGGGUAAAAAAUAUACAUAUAAGGAAAGUAAAUUAGUUGAUGAUAGAGACACAGAGAGACUCAACUCGAUUUCAUAUAAAUUCCAUAUUAGCAAACUGUUCA